AUGAGCGACGCCACCCCCCGAGAAACGGCUUCGACUAGCCGGCUAAACUAUGUGAGCGCCUCCCUCUACCCCAAUCCCCUGAGGGAGUCCCCUCUCUACGUACACACAUCUGCCGGUGGACCAGGCGGACGAAUCGUCCCAUUGACCAACGACUGGAAAGGCGAGAGAUGUCAGGGCUUGUCUACGAGCUGGGUGCGCAUCUUGGGACUUGGGGUAAAGAUAAGCUACCAGAGUCGUCUAGAAGAGGUUGUGGUGGAGUAUGACUAUGAAGCACUCCAUGAAGAUGAGCUGACCUUGCGAAAAGGAGAUCUCAUAAAGAAUGUAUGCUGCAUACAAGAGGAUGGCUGGAUGGAGGGAGAUCUCAACGGGAAAAGGGGUCUCUUCCCUGACAAUUUUGUUAAGGAAGUAAAGCAGGAGGACAAGGAAGCAAGAAGUGAACCAAAAGAGGAAUCUGCUCAGCCUCUGAAGAGAGAGAAGUCUGUAGGCAAUGUUGCCAACUUGGUUCAGAGGAUGAGUACUAUUGGUAUCCCCACCGGUGGAUUCCAGCCACGACCAUCAACUAUCACAAAGAAGGCGAAGAAGCGACAAGUCAAAGUGUUCUUUGAGUAUCAACCACAGAACGAAGAUGAGCUGGAAUUAAAAGUUGGAGAUAUUGUUGACGUCGUUGAUGAGGUUGAAGAGGGCUGGUGGAGUGGCAUAAUUAACGGCAAGUCAGGGCUAUUCCCGUCCAACUUUGUCAAAGAAGUAGAUACCACGAAAGAAGACGGAGACUCAAAUGACACUACACCAGAUGAGGCUGAUGGGCAUGGUGUAGAAAAUACAACCCCAUCAUCGCCCACACCUACUUCUGGCAAUGGAGCUAUUGUCCAGCCCAAAAAAAUCCCCCGCAUCGGUUUUGGGGAUAUUUUCAAAGAAGGAUCCAUAAAAUCAAAGGUUCGAAUUCCCAACUUGGAUACUGAAGAAAAAAAGGAAAAUCCAAUCCCUGCAUUACCAUCAGCUGCAAAGCCUGCCUUUUCCAAUAUGACAGAAAUGCAGAAAGGCGAUGGAGAUAGCAACUCCAAAGAAUUAUGUAAGGUCACAUUUGCUUUUGUGGCUACAAAUGACGAUGAACUGACUUUGCAUGAGGACGACAUAAUCACCAUUAUAAGCAAGGACACGGGAGAGCCUGGAUGGUGGCGAGGGGAGGUUGGGGGCAAAGAAGGUGUCUUUCCUGACAACUUUGUAGAAAUGAUUUCUGAUACAGAAAAAGAGGUUUUCAUUUCGAGAGGGUCACGUAAAACAUCACAGAAACAAGACCCCGAGGAGAAACUAACGAAGCCACCUCCACCGUCAAAAGACUCAAAACACAUAGCUCUUAAACCAGAAGUUCCCAGUGCUGACAAGAAGCCUCAUGCCACCAGGCCAGAUGACAAAGUUGAUUCAAAACCAACCAAGCCAGGGGCACCUGUCCCACCCAAAAAACCAGCCCAACUUCCAGGCAAAGGCAAACAAGGAAGCCUCCCACCAAAGAGGCCAGACAAGCCUCUUACUCCAUCACCAAAUUUGAGACAUAAUGGAGAAGUGCAUGCAUCCCGUCCAAAGCCUGAUUUGGACCAUGUGCUUCCCCCGAAACCCAAAACACCUUCAGCGGAGACAGGGGACAAAUCCAUGGAACCAUCUCUAAUCAGUUUUGAUGAGGUCUCAUCAAGCCCAGAAAAGCUGUCUCAUCCCACGGCUAACAGACCAAAGAUCACCGGCCGUAGGUUGCCUGCCCAAUUUGCUGGAGGACAAUCGCCCAACAAGGACAGUCUUGUGGAGAAAUCCUUCAAGAUGGAUGAGGAGGAUGGUGCUAAACUAAAGCCAGUAGAACUAAGAAAGCCUUCUACACAUAACCUAUCCCCUUCGCCAUCAUUCCAUAAACCCAGUGACGAGGCCAAGCCCAGCCCAGCAGUUCCAAACUCAAACUCGGACAGCAGUUCUCUUGGAACAGAUGAUCCCAAAUCCCAGAUGGAAGAGCUCAGAAAUCAGAUGAAGGAUCUCUUGCUGUCAGUGGAGCUGUUCAAGGCCCAACAAAUGAAAGAAAUAACAGAGCUGCGUGGCGAGCUUGAUGAAGAAAGACUUAAGCGUGUGGCGCUGCAGCUAAAGGUGGAAAACCUGAGGCAGUCUAUGGAGCUAGAUAAACUAAAGAUGGCUGUCCAAUCAACGUGA
Messenger RNA from Nerophis lumbriciformis (worm pipefish), 2187 nucleotides. The record is from RefSeq and is a predicted model, not a curated record. NCBI's taxonomy places the organism in Eukaryota, Metazoa, Chordata, Actinopteri, Syngnathiformes, Syngnathidae.